GAAUGCAAUGUGUGUGGAAAAGCUUUUCCUCAGAAGUCACGCCUCAUUAGACACCAGAGAAUCCACACAGGAGAAAAACCUUAUAAAUGUGGUGAGUGUGGAAAAGCUUUUACUCGGAAUUCACACCUCAUUGGACAUCAGAGAAUCCACACUGGGAAAAAUCCUUAUAAAUGCAGUGAAUGUGGAAAAGCUUUUCCUCAUAAGUCAAGCUUAGUGAUACAUCAGAGGGUCCACACUGGGGAAAAACCUUAUGAAUGUAGCCAGUGUGGAAAAGCUUUUUCUCAUAAAUCAAGCGUUAUAGCACAUCAGAGAAUCCACACCGGGGCAAAACCUUAUAAAUGUAGUGAGUGUGGAAAAGCUUUUCCUCAAAAGCCACACCUCAUUAGACAUCAGAGAAUCCACACAGGAGAAAAACCUUAUGAAUGUAGUGAGUGUAGAAAAGCUUUUCUUCGGAAGUCGCACCUCAUUAGACAUCAGAGAAUCCACACUGGGGAAAGACCUUAUGAAUGCAGUCAGUGUGGAAAAGCUUUUUCUCAGAAGUCUCAGCUAAUCAUACAUCAGAGAUUACACACAGGGGAGAAACCUUAUGAAUGUAGCCAGUGUGGAAAAGCUUUUUCUCAGAAGUCUCAGCUAAUCAUACAUCAGAGAUUACACACAGGGGAGAAACCUUAUGAAUGUAGUGUGUGCCUUAAAGCCUUUCCUCAUCAGUCAGGUUUCCUUCAGCAUCAGCGAAUCCACACUGGGAACGAACCUUAUGAAUGUAGAGAGUGUGGAAAAGCGUUUACUCAUAAGUCAAACCUCAUUAUUCAUCAGAGAAUCCACACUGGGGAAAAACCUUAUGAGUGUAGUGAGUGUGGAAAAGCUUUUUCUACUAAAUCAAGCAUUAUAUCACAUCAGAGAAUCCACAGUGGGGAAAAACCUUAUGAAUGUAGAGAGUGUGGAAAAGCUUUUACUCAGAAGUCAAACCUCAUUACACAUCACAAAAUCCACACUAGGGAAAAACCUUAUCAAUGUAUUGAGUUUGGAAAAGCUUUUUCGCCAAAGUCAAGCCUAAUGAAACAUCAGAGUCCACACAGGGGAGAAACCUUAUAA
Molecule: messenger RNA, 1092 nt
Organism: Ochotona princeps (American pika)
Lineage: Eukaryota; Metazoa; Chordata; Mammalia; Lagomorpha; Ochotonidae
Product: zinc finger protein ZFP2-like
Exons: 2
Source: RefSeq, a predicted model, not a curated record